Molecule: messenger RNA, 177 nt
Organism: Xyrichtys novacula (pearly razorfish)
Lineage: Eukaryota; Metazoa; Chordata; Actinopteri; Labriformes; Labridae
Source: the annotation of a GenBank genome assembly
AAGCGCCUCUCUGUGCCGCCCGAGUGUGGCAUCAGGCAUGCGGGGACGAAUAUACAAAUUAAUACGUACAAGCAAGCAGGCGCACACUCCUGCAGAGACGGCGUGACAGCUGCAACAUCACACUGGUUAUUACAGACGAAAGCCCCUCAUGGAGCAGCGCUGAUGGAGCCGACGGAG